Phaeodactylum tricornutum CCAP 1055/1 is the source of this 972-nucleotide messenger RNA. RefSeq lists its product with no specific name. The record is from RefSeq and is a predicted model, not a curated record. The coding region runs from base 1 to 972 and encodes 323 amino acids. The transcript has a single exon. Gene Ontology annotation, molecular function: fatty acyl-CoA hydrolase activity. NCBI's taxonomy places the organism in Eukaryota, Bacillariophyta, Bacillariophyceae, Surirellales, Neidiaceae.
AUGUCAUCUUCCGCAUCCGCACGAAGUAUUCAAAGACUCUUCGAGUUUCUCAAACUACAGGGUCGAGUGGAAAAAUCUCCUGGGUUUUCUUCCGCUCUCGGCUUGACGUAUGAACGCAUAUCGAAACUACCGUCAGAUUCAUUGUCUUUUCAAGAUCAAACGCUCAAAGUUCGACUACCACUUGCCAGUGAAAUGCUGUUGCCGAAGCAGGAUUCCGUCGCCCUGUCGACAUUUACCACGAUGAUUGAUGAUGUAACAACUUGGGCUUUGGUGCUGGAAGAUUCUAAACGAUCACGUCCGGGUGUCAGUGUGACACUACAGAAUAAAUGGGGAACCUCCGUGGCAUUACGCAAGGUGGCAGUGGGCGACGAAGUUGAAAUCGCCGCCACGGUGAACAAGAUUGGACGGAGCAUGGGGUUUGUUCAAGCGUCGGUACAUGACGUGGCAACCGGCGAACUUGUGUGUCACGGAUCGCACGUCAAGUUCUUGUCGAGUAUGGGUAUGGUUGCUGACUUUUUACUUUCCUCCCGAGGCUGGCCGUUGGCCAAACUGUACGCUGACUAUAUGGAAGGACCUUCGCCCGAGGCGAUUCCAACCACGCACAGCCUGUUUGAAGCUGUGAAAUAUACAUCAGAGACGAGUGCGACGAUCCAGGUAACGCCAGGCCAUCGAAGCUUAGGGGGGCCUAUACACGGAGGGGCCCAGGCCGUUCUUAUGGAGUUAUUGGCAAGAGAGUUUGCACAAAAUGAAUGGAACUCUUCUCUCGUAUCCGUGGAUACUAUUCAUGUCGAGUACAUGUCACCUCCAAGUCGUCACACGAAACUAGAUCUGCUAGUCACAUCCAGGACGACGCCCAACGUCAUGGAAUUAGAGGUGCGCUUACUCGGGGACGGGAAUAGUUUAAAGACAAAAGGAUAUCUGACUGUUUCAAACAGUGCCAGCGACAGUGUAGCGCAAUCUAACAUACGUUAA